UGUGUGUGUGUGUAUAUGUGUGGUCAUGCGCCCUACAGUUGACUGUGUUUGCUGCAGCCAGUGAUCUCCAACAGGACUUCCACCUCCACUGAACCUCCACUGAACGUGGAUAUCCAUGCGUAAAGAGAGAGAGCGUGUGUGUGUGUGUGUGUGUGUGUGAGAGAGAGAGAGAGACUACUGUUCUCAACUUGACAACUCACUAUUAGUCGGAUUUCAUUUUGUUUGGAUGAGGAAAAGCAGAUGUUGAGACUUAACAGAUGUGGAUCUACAGCGAAUCUCCGUCAAAAACACCUUCAACACUUUCAACCAACGCUGGCACAACCGAGACAGGUGCAAAUAUCGUCAGGAGUGCGGACGCAGAGGAGUCCAGUGACUGAAAACCACCACGAACAGGUGUAGACGUCAUAACAGAGAAGUCGGAGCAUGAUGAAGACUCUCCUCGGCGGCCCCGACGCACACAACCACUCCACCGCGUUCAUCUCCGUCUUCAACUCUAGCUGCCGCUUCGACGAAGAGUUCAAAUACAUCCUGCUGCCUGUGUCGUACAGUCUUGUGUUCGUGGUCGGCUUCGUGCUUAACGCCACGGCUCUGUGGAUCUUCCUAAAGAUGCGUCCGUGGAACCCGAGCACAGUGUUCAUGUUCCACCUCGCCCUGUCCGACUUCCUGUACGUCGUCUCCCUGCCCACGCUCAUCUACUACUACGCCAACCGCAGCCAUUGGCCCUUCGGCGUGGCCGCCUGCAAAAUUGUGCGCUUCCUCUUCUAUGCCAACCUCUACUGCAGCAUCCUCCUCCUCACCUGCAUCAGUUUGCACCGUUACCUGGGCAUCUGCCACCCCAUCAAGGCGCUGACUCUGGUGAAGCCCCGCCACGCGCACCUGGUGUGUGGCAUGGUGUGGUGUGUGGUGACCGUGUGCUUGGUGCCCAACCUCAUCUUUGUCACCACGUCCAGGAGGGACAAUGACACGCUGUGCCACGACACAACAAGCCAGCAGGCCUUUGAGGAGUACGUGGACUACAGCUCUGUCGUCAUGGUGCUCCUCUUUGGUGUCCCGUUCACGGUCAUCGUGGUGUGCUACUACCUGAUGGCGCGGACCCUGUGCCGGCCCCGGCACGGCUUAUCAGCUGGCCGGCAGAGCAGCGCCUCACGCCAGAAGUCCAUCAAGCUCAUCAUUGUGGUGUUGGUGGUGUUCGCCGUGAGCUUCGUGCCAUUUCACAUCACGCGGACUCUGUACUACACCUCGCGCGUGCUACGGCGCGACUGCAGAUACCUGAAUAUUGUCAACUUUACGUACAAAAUCACCAGGCCGCUGGCCAGCGUCAACAGCUGCAUUGACCCCAUCCUAUAUUUCUUAGCUGGGGAUCACUAUCGCUCCAAAAUGAAGUAUGUCCUUACGGGCAGAAAACAGGCGGUGAACAGUCAAACGCCGGAGCAGCCGCAGAGGCAGCUGAACAGUAACCAUGACAUCGCCAUGGUCUACUCUAACACAGUGUGCAGUGUCCUGUGCAGUGCCCACCCUUGCUUCAAGUAA
Molecule: messenger RNA, 1530 nt
Organism: Solea solea (common sole)
Lineage: Eukaryota; Metazoa; Chordata; Actinopteri; Pleuronectiformes; Soleidae
Gene: p2ry4
Product: pyrimidinergic receptor P2Y4
Exons: 3
Coding region: 424-1530 (368 amino acids)
Biological process (GO): G protein-coupled receptor signaling pathway; transepithelial chloride transport
Cellular component (GO): plasma membrane
Molecular function (GO): G protein-coupled UTP receptor activity; G protein-coupled purinergic nucleotide receptor activity
Source: RefSeq, a predicted model, not a curated record